Molecule: messenger RNA, 1098 nt
Organism: Pyricularia oryzae 70-15
Lineage: Eukaryota; Fungi; Ascomycota; Sordariomycetes; Magnaporthales; Pyriculariaceae
Product: F-box domain-containing protein
Exons: 1
Coding region: 1-1098 (365 amino acids)
Molecular function (GO): protein binding
Source: RefSeq, a predicted model, not a curated record
AUGGACUACGCCAAAGCAAGUGUCAGCGACCGCGCGGCCAUGAUACGUAGGGGGAUAUGGUCACAAGAAGAGUUCAAGGUCGCAAGGGACGACGAGGAGGCAGUAAUCAAGGCCGUCACAUAUGAAAACAAAGACGCUAGGCUCGCUGCCAUUUGGUUCCCCGAAACCACGCACCUUGGCGUUGAAGAGACAUUCCUCGGCCUCUCAGAUGCGCCAACCACAUGCUCUGGUCUUGUGUUGGAUGGGCUUCCACAGGAGCUGAUAGAUUCGAUGCUGUACCGGCUCGACAUGGUGUCGCUGUUUAGGAUGCGACAUGUUAAUCGCCGCCUGCGCAAUUCGGUCAACUCCCUACACAGGUACCGAGACAUAGUGAGAUACGGCGGAUUCGACGUCACGCUUGCACUUCUCAGGUCGAAUGCAGGACUCUACAUCGGCCUCGAUGACAUGUACACCGUCUUGUGCACCCGCAGCUGCAUGAUCUGCAACAACUGCUUCGGCGACUUUGUCUUCCUCUUGGGAUGCCUUCGCUGCUGCAAAAGCUGUCUGCACUCGGCUUCGGAAACACGCGUGUGCUCUCUCAACUACGCCCGCGGAGUCUACGGAGGUCUGCUGAGCAACAAGCAGCUAGACAGCUUUCCCAAGAUGGCCGUACUGCCGGGUCUCUACGGACCGGAGGAGCAGCCAAUAACGGGAAAGGAGAGCGAGACGCCGGUGCUGGUUUCUGCGUCGGCGCUGACCGAAGCCUUGCACGGCGAACUUACGCGAUGGGGCAUAUCCUGGUAUAGUUCUGGACCAGGCGUGAGUCGAACGAAUGGCGAGUGGGAAGGGUACACACCUAUGGCGGCUUGCCUGUUGCCUUGGCUCGACAAGGACUCGGGCGUGGCCGAGGUCCAAGUGCGUUGUACAGGUUGCGCAUGGGUGGGCGACGAGGCGAGCGGCCUGGACAGCACGGGCAAUCUGUCGCCGGAUGACUUGUACCUCUCGUUCAGCAGGCGAGACUUUCUGAACGAGCACUUCAAGCGCUGCGAGCAGGCUCAGAGGCUGUGGCUGUCUACCAGGGGCGGAAAGCAGGAGCCGACCUUUGCAGUGGCUCUCUAA